Messenger RNA from Spirometra erinaceieuropaei, 246 nucleotides. NCBI's taxonomy places the organism in Eukaryota, Metazoa, Platyhelminthes, Cestoda, Diphyllobothriidea, Diphyllobothriidae. The record is from the annotation of a GenBank genome assembly.
AUGACGACAUUCACCCUCGAUACCGCUUCUCCGAAUUUCCGUGCCUCGCUGCUGUCGACCAUCGUCGUCUCUAUCAUCUCUGUCAAAAUCACCGCGGCGCCGACUAUCACCACCACGGCCCCCGCUCCCAUAAUCGAACCAAAGUGUCCCGACGGCCUGCCAGCCACCACCCGCACCAUUACCACUGCCAUAUCCAGCGAUGUGGACUCGGCCCCAACUUGCCCUCACACAUCGGCCUGGCUGUGA